This is a messenger RNA of Adineta ricciae, 2619 nucleotides long. The record is from the annotation of a GenBank genome assembly. NCBI's taxonomy places the organism in Eukaryota, Metazoa, Rotifera, Eurotatoria, Adinetida, Adinetidae.
AUGCCUUCAAAUCCCGUUGAUCAAUACACAAAAUUGUUAUCACGAGAGCAGCAAGAAAAUGACAAAUACGUAGUGAUCGAUUCUAAAUGGUUUGAGCAUUGGAAGCGCUAUGUCGGAAUCGAUUCUCCACCUGAAAAGAAUGCGCCGCCGGGUCCGAUUAAUUUCACUAAUCUCAUCGAUCCACAAACAACUGAUCAUCCCGAUGGUGUUCAAUUGCGACCCGAUGCCGUCGAGGGUAAUGAUUACACCUUUAUUCCAUAUGAACUUUACCAAGAACUUGUACAACAGUAUACGAAAACCGGAACAGAAAUCGUUCGAAAAGUAAUUCCAUCAGGUGAUUUUCAAACAGUCAUUGAAGCCUAUCUUAUACCAUUACGCAUACGAAAAUCACGGCAAUCGACAACAACAACCAAGCAAAUCUAUCGCAGUCGUCGAACGAAACUGGAAGAUUUAAAGAACGACAUUUGUAGAAUACUGAACCUUACAUCCGAUUCCAAUUAUCGUUUGUAUACAUCUACUGAUGAAUAUGGUGACAAUUGGGAACCCAUCGACAUGCGCGCGAAUUCUGUUCUUGCCGAUGUUGAAUUACCUAAGAAUGCCAUUCUGACAUACGAACCUCUUGCAUUAUCACGCAAUAAUUUAUCACCCGUCCCUACCGGAACGUUUUAUACACCUGGACUCUGUGGUUUAUCAAACUUAGGUAAUACCUGUUUCAUGAACUCAGCCUUGCAAUGUAUAUCCAACGUACCAGCAUUAACUCAAUACUUUCUCUCUCGAGACUAUGUCAAUCAUAUCAAUCGAGAUAAUCCGCUAGGAAUGAAGGGAGACGUUGCUCAAGCAUAUGGUGAUUUAAUCAUGAAUAUGUGGUCAGGCAAAAUUAACUAUUACGCACCAAAAGCAUUGAAACAAAACGUUGCACGUUAUGCGCCACAAUUCAGUGGCUAUUCACAGCAAGAUUCACAGGAAUUUAUGUCGUUUUUACUCGAUGGUUUACAUGAGGAUUUGAAUUUGAUUAAACAAAAACCGUAUAUGGAAAAGAAAGAUGAUGAUGGUGUUGCCGAAGAUUCGAAACUAGCUGCCGAACAAUGGGAUUACUAUCGCAAACGAAAUCAAUCGAAAAUACACGACAUCUUUCAUGGGCAAAUCAAAUCAGUUGUUCAAUGUCUCGAAUGUAAAACAUUAGGACGAACAUUUGAUCCGAUUUGUUUUCUCAGUUUACCACUGCCAAAUAAGAAAAAGAUUCGCGUAUUCAAAAUUGAGUACGUUCGUUUAAAUGGACAAAUCAAAUAUUAUUACAUUAAAUCGAAUGAACGUGGACGUAUGCACAAUCUCUUAAAAGAUUUCUGCGAACGUUUUCAACCGAAACCGAAAAAUGACACACACGAACCAAUGGAUGCAGAAGAUGAGUCAACAUCCAAUGCAGCUAAUGCCAAUAAUCAAGAUGAUGAACAAGAAGAAGAUUUGACGUUAGCACCUGAUUAUGACGGACACCAACCUAAACCCGAAUUGAUCUUGCCCGUGGAAGUUUACAAUCAUCGUAUUCAUCUCCAAUAUAGUGAUGACGCGCUAUUAACGAAUAUUCUCGAACGUGAUCAAAUCGUUUUCUACGAAGUGCCAGUAUCAUUGAAAAAAGAAAAUAAUGAUACUAUUCUUAUGCCAUGUUUAUUUCGAACAGCCGAUAGUUUACAUCAAAAUUUUGGCUUACCAAUCUAUUUGAAUAUUCCAAGACAUAAAUGCACGGGAAAGCACAUUCAAGAUGCUCUACAGAAUUCAAUCGGUAGUUUCCUCCCACUGCCAGCUAAUAACUCAUCAGAGAAAUCACUUUACACGGCAUCAUGUGUUUUCAAUCAAAAUUACACUCAAACAACGAAACCAUUGGCAUCGUGUCUUGAUGAUCACAUUGAUUUCAAUCGUACAAAUACGACACUCGUUGUUGAUGUUUCACCAGCCGUGGUGGAAAAGUACGAACAAGAGGAAAAGAAACGUUUAGACAAAGAUCAUCUUCAGCCGACAUCAUCAACAAAUAACAGCGGCGUCCAAACACGUAGUCAACACAAACAAUCGACAACGUCAUUGUUGGAUUGUUUCAAAUACUUUACAACAAAAGAAACUUUGUCCGAUAAUGAUCAAUGGUACUGUCCAAAAUGUAAACAAUUGAAAAAUGCUUCGAAAAAGAUCGAUCUCUGGCUGUUACCUAAAGUUCUCAUUGUUCAAUUGAAACGCUUUAAUUACACGCGUCACUAUCGGGAUAAAAUUGAUCUAUUUAUCGAUUGUCCUAUCUAUGAUUUAGAUCUCUCACAAUUCGUUCUUAAUCCAGCUGAGAAAGCCAACGCAAAAUAUGAUCUGAUUGCGGUUAGUAAUCAUAUGGGUGGCUUAGGCGGCGGACACUACACAGCGCAUGCGAAGAAUGCUCAUGACCAAAAAUGGCAUACAUUCGAUGACUCAUGUGUGACAGAUAUCGAUGAAUCUAAUGUGAUUAGUAAAUCCGCUUAUGUACUGAUUUAUCAGCAGCAACAACAACAACAACAACAGCCAUCGUCAUCUUCGCAAUCGAAUCAACAACUAGCGAAAGAAUCACCACGAAAGGCCAGUGCACGAGCGGCGAAAACAUCUAGUUAA